AUUCUGAGAAGAAGGAAGUUGGGGUGAAAAGAAAAGGAAGCGGAAUGAUGGCUGUAACUCAGAACAGAAGUUAUGCUGAGGUGGUAAAAGGAACACAAGAGAAGGAGAUGGCAGGGGAUCAGAGCAUACAAAGCAUGGUCAUCCGAAACAGAAGUAGAAGUAAUGACAGAGAAAAUAAGAAGCAUGAAGGGCAAGACAAGCAUAGGAGACUCAAAGAUAGUAGUAGACACGAGCACCGGCAAACUGCUAAUAGGAAAAUAUGGAAAGAAAGAGGAAGGGGAGAAACCUGGGCAGGUAUGGAGUUCAAAAUCAAACCGGAGGAGUAUGCUUGGCUCGAAGGCAACUAUGUUGGAAUAGUGCAUUAUGUGGAGAUGGUUCGCAAUCUACAAGAAAAAUUCUAUAUGGAGGGGUACUUUUCUUGUCAAAUUCGAGCAAUGGGAGGCAAAAUGGUUCUGUUAACUGGGCAAGACAAGGAGGAAGUGAAGGACUUAGUUGAAAUGGCAACAGAUUGGCUAAGGCAAUGGUUCGAAGAAGUGAAACCGUGGUCAUCACAAAUGACAACAAAUGAGAGAUUUGCGUGGAUUAGGUGUCAAGGAGCACCAGUUAAUGUCUGGGGAAGUGAAUUCUUUUCAACUAUGGGUAGCACAUGGGGAAAAUUUAUGUGCUUGGAUAACAGUACAAGCAAGAAGGAAAGAUUUGACAUUGCUAGAUUUUUUAUUUCUACUUCAAUAAUGGAGACAAUCAAAGUUACAAGGGAAGUAAAAAUCAAUGGAAGCAUAUUCAAGCUGAAAUUUACAGAAGAGGAAUUCACCAAUUGUUUUUUCUCUUUGAAGCAUGAUUUUAUGCCUUCCUUUAAUAGUGACUCCGAAGAUAAUGAAACAUGGUCCACCGGAACGGAGUCGGAGAUGCAGGAUGAGGAAGAUGAAAGGAGGGAAAAGGAGGUUCAAGCCGGGUGCUCAAUUGAUGAAGAUGAUGAUGUCAUAGGACGUAGGAGAGAUAAAGAAAGAAGAAAUGUAGUUCAAACCAGCAAGAAAGUAGGGGAUUCUACAGAAACCGUUGGUGACAACCUGGAGAAAAUUCAAAUUUCAAAUGCAAUUGUAAGAAGCAGGUGGACAAACGGAGUGGCUACAGGACAGACGGUGCAGGGCUCAUUUUCGGAAAGGAGAGAAUCAAAAUCAGAAGAAAAUAUUCACAAAAUGAAGCCCAGUAAUCAGUCAGUGCUGGAGGAGAUCAACUCAAAAAAUGGAAGAAGGAAGAUCAGAAGGUGUAGCUCGGUGUACAUCCAACCCAGAAACAGUGAGGCAACGACGGGGAAAAAAAGAGGAAGAAAGAAGAAGAACAUGCAGCAGAUGGAGGAGAGAUCAAUUCCAAUCUUCAUGCCGAACCAAGAUGGGAAGGUUGCUGGAGAUUCAGUAGGGGACAGUGAGAUACAUAAUUGCAACAGGGCAUUGAAGAAACAAUGGCAAAACCAACUUGCAAAGGAGAUAUGGGACUUGGCAACGCAGCUUGGAGCGGUGGCAAAGAAUGACAAUGAUGUGGUUCAACGAAUUGAGGAGAUGGAGGCUAGAGACCAAAGCGCAAAAAGGAUUAUGGCAAACCGAGAGGUUGAAGUCGGUGGGAAGGUCGACUGGGGUCCAAAACCGUUCAGAUUUUUUGAUGCUUGGUUGGAACAACCAAGAUGCAAGGAGGUGAUUACAAGUGCAUGGUGUGACAACGAAGUGGAGGGGUGGAAUGGAUUUAAAAUAAAAGAAAAACUGAAAAGAACAAAGAAGGCACUAAAGGAGAGGAGUGGCAAAACCAACAGGGAGAUGGAUGGAAGAAUAAAGAAAGCAGAGCGAGUGAUCGCUUUAGUUGAUGAGAAAGGAGAGCAGCACCAGUUGACAGAAAACGAUAUUGAAUUGAGGAGGAACAGUUUUAUUGAAUUGUGGAAGUACUUAAAAAUCAAGGAGAGGAUGAGUCAACAAAAAGCAAGAAAGCUAUGGCUGAAGGAAGGUGACGUGAAUACAAAAUUCUUCCAUAGAAGCAUCAAGGGAAGAUGGAGCAGGAACGAAAUCAAUAGUAUCCGAAUAAAUGGGGAACAACAUAUAGGAGUGGAAGUAAUAAAGCGAGAGAUUGCUAAGUACUUCCAAGAAUUGUUUACAGAAGAAAAAUGGAGGAGACCAAAGCUAGAUGGAAUACACUUUAGGCAGAUCACAAAGACUGAUAAUGAGUUCCUCACGACUACUUUCUCAAAACAGGAGAUUAAAGAAGCAAUAUGGAACUGUGAUCCAUCCAAAUCCCCAAGACCAGAUGGAUUCAACUUCAAAUUCAUCAUGACAAUGUGGGAUGUUAUAAAAACUGAUAUAUUCAACUUUGUUUGGGAGUUCCAACAACAUGGCAACCUGGUCAAAGGGUCAAAUGCCUCCUUUAUUGUGCUAAUUCCUAAGACAGAAAAUGCACAAGCAAUUGAGGAAUUUAGACCCAUCUCCCUAAUAGGAAUGGCGUUUAUUGAAGGAAGGCACUUAGUGGAGGGAGCAGUGAUUGCAAAUGAGAUUAUUGAUGAAGUUAAGAGGAAAAAGAAAAAGGGAUUUUUAUUUAAAGUCAAUUUCGAGAAAGCCUACGACAAGGAGUGCUUGAAAUCGAGCUCGGUGCCUAUUCUAAUCAAUGGCAGCCCAACAAACCAAUUCUCGGUUAAUAAAGGCAUCCGUCAAGGAGAUCCAUUAUCCCCGUUUUUGUUCUUGAUAGUGGCAGAAGGAUUGAAUGGACUAGUGGCAUCAGCAGUGGAGAAAGAGAAGUACAAAGGAGUGGUAAUUGGGAGCGGAGAUGUGAUGGUCACGCACCUUCAAUUCGCGGAUGACACAAUUUUCUUCGAAGACGAAACGGAAGACAAUAUCUGGGUGAUCAAAUGUAUUAUGCGGACGUUCAAGUUAACCUUAGGGUUGAAGAUUAAUUUCAGAAAGAGCCAGUUGAUUGGUGUGGGAGUUUAUCAAAAUUGGUGUGCUAAAAUGGCAUAUCAAUUGUGCUGCAAGGAAGGGAAAUUGCCAUUUAGGAAAGCGAAAGGUGGGUUAGGAGUGAAGGACUUGAGGAAAUUCAAUUUGGCAUUGAUGGGUAAAUGGUGGGGAAGGCUAGCAGAAAAUGGGGAGGGCAUAUGGAAAAAAAUUAUUGUGGAGAAGUAUGGAAAGGGAGGGGGUCAUUGGCAGGAUUGGAUAGAUGAAAAUAGAGGAGUAGGUUCAACUUGGUGGAGGGAUGUGUGUGGUAUCAACACAAUGGAUGGGGGUAGCAAUGGAUGGCUAAAAGAGGGCUUUAGGGUUAAAGUUGGGGAGAGUAACACUGUUAGCUUCUGGUGGGAUAAAUGGAGGGGAGAGGAGUGUCUUGCUAAUAGGUUUCCAAGACUGUAUCUUUUAUCUACAGAGAAGACGAAGAUGUGCAGUGAAAUGGGAAGUAGAACAAACGGGUUGUGGGAGUGGAAGUUAAAUUGGAGAAGGAAUUUAUUCGAUUGGGAAAAGGAAGAAGCAAUGGAAUUACACAACACGAUUCAAAGCGUGCAGACGUCACAAGGAUGCAUGGAUAGCUGGGAGUGGACCCACAGCAAGGAUGGCCAAUAUUCAACAAAAUCUGCAUAUGCAAUUUUAACAAAAGAAGAGAGGGAAGCAUCGAAAACCACAACCUUCACAAGAAUUUGGAACUCCAUUUUGCCAAGCAAAAUUUUGGCAUUCAACUAGCAAUUACUAUUAGACAGGAUUCCAACUAAAAUGAACCUGCUGUCAAUAGGGAUCAUCAAAGACAGUCAAGAUUGCAAGUGCGGAAUAUGUGGUGAGGAAGAAGAGGACACAAAGCAUCUGUUUCUGAAAUGUAACAUGGUCCGGUGGUUAUGGAUGGCUUGCGCAAAAUGGUGGGGUAUUAAAGUUACAUUGGAAGA
This is a messenger RNA of Rubroshorea leprosula, 3898 nucleotides long. Lineage: Eukaryota; Viridiplantae; Streptophyta; Magnoliopsida; Malvales; Dipterocarpaceae. The record is from the annotation of a GenBank genome assembly.